Rosa rugosa (rugosa rose) is the source of this 756-nucleotide messenger RNA. RefSeq lists its product as uncharacterized. The record is from RefSeq and is a predicted model, not a curated record. The transcript is spliced from 4 exons. The coding region runs from base 1 to 756 and encodes 251 amino acids. Lineage: Eukaryota; Viridiplantae; Streptophyta; Magnoliopsida; Rosales; Rosaceae.
AUGUGUCCACCCACAUCAAAGUCAAAGGUAGCUGAGGUUGAAUGCCAGUUGGCAAUAGGUUCUGUUGAACAUAUUGUUGCUUGUGCCACUGUUAUGGAGUGCGAGGAUCCUUCCAAACUCGUUCAUGGCACUCCACUAGGGGAUGGCAAUGUGCGCGUUUCUAUCUAUGCCGCGCUUGAGGAGAAAACAAAAGUGUCAUUUCUUGUGAAAGAUGAAAUUGAAACAGUGAAGCAGGCUAUGGGGAGUUGGGUAGCAUGGCCUAAACACCUAGUCAUAAAAUCACAUCUCAAGAAACCUCCCAAGGAUAGUGCUGAAAAGAAGAAGAAAAGGAAAGAGAUAGGGGAAGAGGACUCAGAGAUUGAAUUUGGCUUGGCUAAAUUGGCACCAUCAUUACCAACUUCAUUGAAGAUGUUAUGUUUGUGGGGUGAAGAUGCAUUCAAAGAUGGGCAUACAAUCAGCUUCUACAUGGAGCCUGAAGUGUUUGGAUUUUCUCGCAAGACUUAUAUAUUGGGAAAAGAUGUUCGGCGACUGGCAAGCAUGAGGGAAUUAACUGGAACUUGCAUUGUAGUGUACCAGAGGUACCUCUAUGAUCAGUUGAAGGCUUAUAAAAUGCUUGACAUGGUUGCAUUUGUUGACCCUUCACUUGUUGGUGCUGUGGGGUGUGGGAAUGGAACUGUCAGGGCCCAACACAUCAAAGAUAGGCUUGCAACUGCUAAACCAGGACAAAUGUUCAUGUUGCCAUUUAACUCGGGGUAA